UAAAAUAGUUUAAAAAGUAGAGGUUUAUUAUUCAAUAAUUAAACAUGGCUGCACGAGAAUCUGGUAGAAUAAAAGAUGCCUAUCAAAAGAGGGUGCUUGAUGAAGCUGCCCGUAAACGUAGACAAAAGAAAGCAUUGGAAGCUUUGGAGCAAGAUAAUUUUCAUGAUGAUCCACAUGCUGAUUUAGUAAUGAGCAAAAAAGUUCCAAAGUUUCAAGAGACAUUAGAUAACAGAGGGGGCAGAAGAAAGAAGACUAGAUCAGCAGAGUACUACAAGCAAAGAUUUCGCAAAACUUUUGCUCAAUUGGUAGAAGAGGAUCUUAAUGUCAAUCCAAAUCCUCCCAACUAUGUGUCUGCUCAAGCACCACCAUCUAGAUUUCCUGAGAGACAGUUUUGUGCAGUUUGUGGUUUUCCUAGUAACUAUACGUGUAUUCCUUGUGGUGCUAGAUAUUGUAGCAUGAAGUGUUUAGGUACCCAUCUUGAUACAAGAUGUUUAAAAUGGACAGCUUGA
Habropoda laboriosa is the source of this 509-nucleotide messenger RNA. RefSeq names its product zinc finger HIT domain-containing protein 1. The coding region runs from base 45 to 509 and encodes 154 amino acids. Gene Ontology annotation, molecular function: nucleosome binding. Gene Ontology annotation, biological process: chromatin remodeling. The record is from RefSeq and is a predicted model, not a curated record. NCBI's taxonomy places the organism in Eukaryota, Metazoa, Arthropoda, Insecta, Hymenoptera, Apidae. Gene Ontology annotation, cellular component: Swr1 complex. The transcript has 2 exons.